GGGCCCGCGGGCAGGAGGGGCCGAGCUCCUCUGAAUCAAUGACGGUGAAAUAGUCUACACUUGGCUCUUUGCUGGGUUGGGCUCUGCAUCCUGGUUUCUGGGGGCCGGUGUGUGGGGGGGAAGGCGCUCCCCCUGAAUCCUGGGGGGGCGGGUAUCUGGGAGCAGGCGGCCCCGCUUCCUGAGCACAGCAGGCAACUCGGAGCCAAGCCCCUCCUAAGUUUGGGUUCUGGCUUUCAGUCCAUGGCAGGGGGAGCAGGGCUGAGGCCCCCCGCCAUCCCCAUUGCAGGGGCGCUGGAGGGGCGAGCUCCAGACCCCUCCUCCCACUCCCCUAUAAUGGGCAGACCGGGCUGCACAACCACGGGCUCCCUACCCCUCCUCCCUGCCCCAGCACGCUAAGGAUGGAGUCUGUAAAGUCCGCUGUCAUCUUGAGUGUCUCCUGCUUCUUGGCGCCAAGCCAGCAGGGAAGGGGGGAGGGUGCUCACUCAGCCACUCCCGCACAUCCCUGACCUUAUCUGCCUCUCGCCCCCGAGGAGAUUAGUGUCCAGGUUACUCAGCCAUGCCGCCACCCCUGGCCUUGCCGCCCCCACAGCCUGCGGGUAUAAGACCAGGUAAACACGGUAGGGAGGCACCCAGGAUGGAGAUGCUCCAGGGGCUGCUGCUGUGGCUGCUGCUGAGCGUGGGGGCGGUGCGGGCAUCCAGGGGGCCGCUGCGGCCACUGUGCCGGCCCGUCAAUGCCACGCUGGCUGCCGAGAAGGAGGCCUGUCCGGUCUGCAUCGCCUUCACCACCAGCAUCUGCGCCGGCUACUGCCCCAGCAUGGUGCGGGUGCUGCCGGCCCCGCUGCCGCCGGUGCCCCAGCCGGUGUGCACCUACCGCGAGCUGAGCUUUGCCUCCAUCCGGCUCCCCGGCUGCCCGCCUGGCGUGGACCCGGUGGUCUCCUUCCCUGUGGCCCUCAGCUGCCGCUGUGGGCCCUGCCGCCUCAGCAGCUCCGACUGCGGGGGGCCCAGAGCCCAGCCCUUGGCCUGUGACCGGCCCACCCUCCCAGACCUCCUCUUCCUCUGAGGAUGCCCCCGCACCCCCACCCCCACCCGCACCCCCACCCGCACCCCCAAUAAAGGCCUCA
This is a messenger RNA of Pipistrellus kuhlii (Kuhl's pipistrelle), 1121 nucleotides long. It is a transcript of the gene LHB, whose product is annotated as luteinizing hormone subunit beta. The coding region runs from base 557 to 1060 and encodes 167 amino acids. Gene Ontology annotation, cellular component: cytoplasm; extracellular region. The transcript has 3 exons. Gene Ontology annotation, biological process: G protein-coupled receptor signaling pathway. Gene Ontology annotation, molecular function: hormone activity. The record is from RefSeq and is a predicted model, not a curated record. Lineage: Eukaryota; Metazoa; Chordata; Mammalia; Chiroptera; Vespertilionidae.